This is a messenger RNA of Sclerotinia sclerotiorum 1980 UF-70, 1185 nucleotides long. RefSeq lists its product as hypothetical. The record is from RefSeq and is a predicted model, not a curated record. Gene Ontology annotation, cellular component: RNA polymerase II transcription regulator complex. The transcript is spliced from 4 exons. The coding region runs from base 1 to 1185 and encodes 394 amino acids. Lineage: Eukaryota; Fungi; Ascomycota; Leotiomycetes; Helotiales; Sclerotiniaceae. Gene Ontology annotation, molecular function: transcription cis-regulatory region binding; DNA-binding transcription activator activity, RNA polymerase II-specific.
AUGUCUAUCGACGCAAAAGAAUCAGUCCGAGAGGGUACAGAUGAGUCUCUAGAUGCCUCUACACCAGAGGCCGAGACAGAAAUUCCUCCAGAAAAUAUUGGUCAACAAAAAAGAAAGGGUGGCCGAAAACCUAUUUAUGCUACUUCAGAAGAGCGUAAACAGCGCAAUCGUCAGGCGCAAGCAGCGUUUAGAGAACGUCGCACCGAGUAUAUCAAGCAACUUGAGGAAACAAUUCGAGUUCAUGAGUCAAAUCUUCAUAAUCUCCAGAAUGCUCACAGAAGUGCCGCCGAUGAGUGUUUGAUGCUCCGGUACAAAAACUCUCUCCUUGAAAGAAUUCUUCUAGAGAAAGGCAUCGAUGUCCAGGCCGAAUUACGGGCAAAGACAGGAAGUCCACACCUUGGUCCAACCCACAUGCACCAGAAUAUGGCUCAACCACCUACUGUCCAGCGUGCUAUAAUGAACAGACAUCAUCAAGCUAGACGAUCAAACUCGAGCAUUGCACCCAAGCUUGAGCCCGGAGUUUCUUUUCACAACAAUCAAUCACCACAAUCGAGGCCUACUCCAUCAUCACAUGCCUCAUCGCCAACCACAAGCUCGCCAGGCUUUAAUCAUCAAGGCGUACUAACCCCACCUUCUUCUGAUUCUCAGAUGCAGCAUCAACAGCAACAGCAGCAACGUCUUCACGCCGCAAAAACGCAAGCACAGCAUGCAUUGUCAGGCACUACUGGACUUCUCGUUAACACUAGUGUGGCAUCGCCAUUAGGGGCAAAAGGGCAAGGAAAUGGCAAUGGAAAUGGUGCGGGUAAUGCAGGAGGGGCUACCGGAGCUCCUACGUAUUAUCCGUCAUUCCAAACUCAUAUUGAGCAACUCGGCAAGCUGACCCAACAGGAGUACGAUGCGCAAGCCGAUAUGGUUGACGAUCAACCCGAAAUCGCAGGCCCCGGGCCAUACCCCGAACCGAUUCCCGCUGGUCAACUCAACCAGCAACAGGGAAACCAACCGCAGCAACUCGGUCACCCCCCGCAUUCGCAAGGCAUGCACGGCGAAAACGCCACUCAAGCCUACAAUCCGAUGACACAGCUACUUGAUCCAUACGACCCGAUGCUCGAUAUGGAUCCUUUCGGCCUUUCUGCAAGCAUGCAAUUUCCAACGCAAUUCUCCUUCGACACGAGCUCGAUGCGAUGA